Triplophysa rosa is the source of this 1863-nucleotide messenger RNA. RefSeq names its product solute carrier family 25 member 10b (gene slc25a10b). The record is from RefSeq and is a predicted model, not a curated record. Lineage: Eukaryota; Metazoa; Chordata; Actinopteri; Cypriniformes; Nemacheilidae. Bases 371 to 1231 code for a protein of 286 amino acids. The transcript is spliced from 11 exons. Gene Ontology annotation, cellular component: mitochondrial membrane. Gene Ontology annotation, biological process: oxaloacetate transport; malate transmembrane transport; mitochondrial transport. Gene Ontology annotation, molecular function: succinate transmembrane transporter activity; sulfate transmembrane transporter activity; malate transmembrane transporter activity.
CUUUAAGAGGUUAGAGUUCAUCGGAAUGAUGCUAUUGCUGAAACCCCGAGGUGUGUGGUGAUGAUUUCUCGGUGUGUGUGUGAUUAUUAUAAUGGGUGUGUGUCGGUAGGAGGUGGAUCAGGUGCACCGGAAGGCCGUUCCCGAUAGCGCUCGAGCAAUUGGCUACUCGUGAACUUUGCAGCGCGUGUCUGUCCUUGGCUUGCACUCACGCGCGCCACGCACUCGGAAUGUCUCGUGCACAUCGGAAUUACCGCCGGCACGCCGAAGAUUAAACUCGGUUCUCUUCGUACUCGCUGCCAGACGGUUUGGUCGGAACGCCGGGACGCGUCGCGUGCUUCCAGACGGACAGACGUUCAACCCAACCGGAGAGAUGACGGAGAAACGGAUGUCGCGCUGGUAUUUCGGCGGACUCGCGUCGUGCGGAGCCGCGUGUUGCACGCACCCGCUGGACCUGGUCAAGGUGCACCUGCAGACGCAGCAGGAGGUGAAGAUGAGGAUGGUCGGCAUGGCGAUGCACGUGGUGAAGAACGACGGCGUGCUGGCGCUCUACAACGGCCUCAGUGCUUCCCUCUGCAGACAGAUGUCGUAUUCUCUGACCAGGUUUGCCAUCUACGAGACAGUCAGAGACAUGAUGGGCAGCGGCGGUCAGGGUCCGAUGCCUUUCUAUCAGAAGGUUUUGCUGGGGGCGUUUGGAGGAUUCACGGGGGGUUUCAUCGGGACCCCAGCUGACAUGGUAAACGUCCGGAUGCAGAAUGAUGUGAAACUCCCUUCCGAGCUGAGGAGAAACUAUAAACACGCACUGGACGGACUCUUCAGGGUCUGGCGCGAGGAGGGCACCAGGAGGUUGUUCUCAGGAGCCACGAUGGCCUCCAGCAGAGGAGCUCUGGUCACGGUUGGACAGCUGGCGUGUUAUGACCAGGCGAAGCAGCUGGUGUUGGGCACGGGACUCAUGGGAGAUAAUAUAUUGACUCACUUCCUCUCAAGCUUCAUCGCUGGAGGUUGUGCGACGUUUCUCUGCCAGCCGCUGGAUGUGAUAAAGACCAGAUUAAUGAACUCUAAAGGAGAAUAUAGAGGUGUGGCGCACUGCCUGACCGAAACUGCCAGACUCGGACCACUGGCCUUUUACAAGGGUUUAGUCCCGGCCGGAAUCCGCUUGAUUCCUCACACAAUCCUGACGUUUGUGUUCCUGGAGCAGCUGAAGAAAUACUUCGGGAUCAUAGUGAUCAGCUAGACGCGUCUGCUGAACUUUGACCUCUUGACCUUUUCCUGUUGACCUCUUAAAGCAGCUGCUCCUGGGCUUUUCUCUCUCACGUUACACAUUAUGACGUCAUUGGUGUGAUGACAUCACUUCUGCUCGCGGAUGACACACAUUUUGGGAUGGAGAUGAGCUGGUGUGUCGGUUAGCACAGCGGCUCUCCAUCCUCCAGCUGUGAUUGAGGAGGAACGCAGGAGAUGAGAGGCGGUGAUGCUGGGACCGGACACAUUCAACUGGAUCUUCUGGCAAUAGUUUGCCUUAAACUCAUCUGUUCAGAAUGAGAUUUAGAUUGUAGAUGUUAUCUAUCAGUAUAGAUUUUUUAAAGAUUAUGUAGGAAUAAUUACACAUUAAGAUUGAUUAUUUUUAAUGCUGUACCUUAAAUCCUUCUGUUAUAAUGCGAUGUUUAAAGUGUUGAGGGGACAUUCUGGGUUUAUUUCAUCGCCGUCGUGUUAUUUCAAACUCGUAUGACUUGCUGUGGAACACAAAAGAAUGUGUAGGGAACAGGGAGGGAAUUGAAUUCCUUGAAAUAGUUUUACAUUCCCUCGCAAUAAACAUUAGUAAACUGGUUUGACCGUGAGAAAAUAAUAAACUGUUCAUUUUUUGUUAUC